AUGUCGCGCUCCAGAUUCGUCAUGCCCUGCUGCUGCAUGCUCCUAGUUGCAGCGGUGCUUGCAUUGGCCGAUGCCUUCGUCGUGCCAUCUUCGCCACACGCAUCCUCGGCGCCCAGCCGCAUCAACAAGAUCGACAGGGCUGAGCCAAUGAUUUCGAGCGAUGCAGGCGCUGUGUUCAUGUCAGUUCUGGCUGGUCUCAUCGUGGGAGUGGCCGUGCCGGCCAGCAGCUUUGCCGCGGAGUCGGCAGGCACCGAGAAAGCUGCGAGCACCGAGAAAGCUGCGAGCACCCCGCAGAGCAGGAAGGAGGCAGCCUACGCAGAGAUGAAGAAGGUGGCAGAGAAGCUGCAGGCAGCGCCAACAAAGGCGGACCGCCUGAAAGCGAGCCAGCAGCAGCUGGUGGAGUACGCGAAGAAGGCCGACUACGACAGCACUGGCGUGUGA
Symbiodinium sp. CCMP2592 is the source of this 441-nucleotide messenger RNA. The record is from the annotation of a GenBank genome assembly. Lineage: Eukaryota; Dinophyceae; Suessiales; Symbiodiniaceae.